UAAAGAAAGCUGUUAAGAAUAAUUUGAAAAAGAUACGGAAAUCAAUAAUUUCAUCAAAGUUAUCAACAAUUAUGAUAAUUUCUUAUUAAACAAUUAUUAAAAUUUUCACAUAAUGUUUACUUUUUUUUCAUAAGCUUGAGAUAUCCAUAAAGGUCCUCACCUAAAAAUUGAUUUUAAACUGCGAAUUCUGAGAACGCGAAAAAUUAUAAUUACGAAGCUAUAACUUUAAAAACCUUUAUGCUUAAAUAACACGCUUGUUUAUUGUAAAAUAUUAAAAUAUCCUUCAUAAUGGGUGAUAAUCAACAUAAUAUCGAUGAUAUGGAAAUGCUUACGGCAUUAUAUGACUUUGAAGCUACGCUGGCUAAAACUUUGAGUUUUACAGAAGGUGAAUUCUUUUACCUUCACCAGAGUAAUACUAAACAGAGAAACUGGUGGCACGUUGUUAAUAAAAAAGGUCAAAUCGGAUUCGUACCUUCGAAUUACGUCGCUGCUGUCAAGGUGGAGCCAAACUUCUUUUUGGCGUUUCUUAACGACUGUAUCAAAAAUUUAAACGACAAUGAUACCAUGACUCCACCAAAAUCAGAACUAAUAUCAAGAUUGAGUGAGAAGAAAAAACAAAUACAGAUUAUGAUAAAACCACCUAGUAAAAAACAUGCAGCUCCUAAGCCUCCACCACGUCUGGAUGAUAGUACACCACCAAAUGGUGUGUCACCCUGCUUUGACUUAAGGCCAGUUGUGUCUCAGCAGCAGAUUUCAGAAGAAAAACAGUCUUGCUCAUCUCCAAAAUCAAUAAAUAGUGACAUUGCAAAGGACAAUGAUGAAGAGAAAAAGAUUUUAAAUGUCAAAUUGACAUCAAAUCAGCUAUCUUCCGACACUGAUAACCAAGAUGACAGCCAGGACAGCAGCGAAAGCAUAAAGCCGAAUGCCAUCUACGAGAUUGUUCAAUCUGUCCGUAGGGAGACUCAACUCAGUCAUGACAUGUCGAAAGUUGCAGUCGAAACUGUUUUGAUUUCAUUGAGAGAAUUCUUGCCUGGAGGUGCAGCAAGAUCAAUUAUAGAUGCCUUACUUCGAGAGGCAAACAGUAACAUAACAUGUCCUAAAAAUGCAAUUGAUGCUGCUCCUGACGCUCUGAGAAUGAUGACUGCAUUGAAUGCAUUGUCCAAAGCAGCCAAUGAUGCCCAGCAACGAGGCUGGGCUCUACAUGAUGAUGCUCACGAUAUUCAAACACAGUUGUUAGAGCUGAUCUCAGUUAUGUCAAACGCAGAUGUAAAUAUCUCUCAACAUGUAUUAAGCAGUCAUCGUUAUGUCUAUGUUACAACACUCGUCCAGUAUUACCAAAUGGAAACACGAUGGCCUCUACGUCAACUCUUACUUCAGGCAUUUGGUGUGAUGUGCGGUCUGGAACGAACAGCACUUGCUACGUUGGCACUGUCAGCGCUUCCUGCUGAAAUAGCACGUGACAUGCGUGACAAUCCGCGCGCUGUCAGCCGUCUCUCGCAUUCAGCCUUGCUAUUGUCUAUGGUACUGUCCAUGGGUGACAAACUACCGAUUACACAUUUCGAACAACUCGGCGUUGAUUUCGCUCAGUUUCUCCUUGAGUUGACAGAAAACCCACCGGAAACUGAUGUUGAUGAACAAAUUCCUGAUUUGUUUCUCACACUACUACUCGCAUACAAUUUACAGUUCGAAAACUCAUUCGAGAACUUAUUACUAAACGCGUUGGAGACGAUAGAUAAUGCGAAAAUAUUCUGCGAGAAAGUCCUCCUGCUGCUCAACCGUGAAGAAGAUCCCGUGCACAUUUUCGACCACGAGCCGGCGCCUGCGCACUCCGUGCUGAAGUUGGCCAUAGACCUGUUCAGCCGUAAGAAGACCGCAGAACAUUUCUACACGAACGACGUGAAAGUUGCUAUAGAUAUAAUCGUAAGGCAACUGGCUGAUCUAUCCCCAGGAGAUGUACGUCGUCAACAAUACCUCAAGAUACUCCAGGGAAUCAUUCGAAACACUGAGUAUGGAGCUCACUUACACAGAAGAGAUGAUUUGCUUCGUUGUUUCGCGCGCAUCUUCUGCGAGGAAGGCGACUCGAGUCGUGAUGAUCAAACACUUGUAAGGGCUAUUUCUAAUGAGUUCCCGCAGUAUUUUAAAGCUUAGGGUUUCGAUGUAUGGUUGCUAUGCUAUAUAAGCUAUAAAGUUGAUCUUAUAAGAUGUUGAAGCACCGGGAGCUUCAACAGGACCUUAUUAGAUGAUCCUCAUUUCUCAAAAGAAGAGGAAAGAAUUAAGAUAAACAGGCAAAUAGGCGACUCUGACAGUAAGCAAUCUAAUUGCUGAGUACUGAAAAUUUAAACCAUUCAUUCAUGAGAUUUUAAAUAUUAUAUCAUUUGUGUCUGUAAUUGUUCACCCACCUUUUAAACGGAACAGGAAUAUAAAAAAUCGAUCUUUUAUAGUAGACUAACUGAUAGUAAUUUAAAAAAAAAAAAUAUUAUCAUAUUAUAUAAUCGAUAAACAAAAAAUAUUUUAUCUAGAAAUCGAAUAUGGCCAUUAUCGAGAAGGCUUUAUAGAUGUGUAUAGUGAAUGUCCCUCACUCAGGGUGUCAAAUAUUUUACGAAAAGUUUUUAUGUUGAUAAGUAAAAUAUUUAUCGAAAAUACUCUACAUGAAUAAAACCACUUCGACUACUGCAAAAAAGUAGGUUUUAUUUCAGAAAAUGUCUUUUCAGUAUUGUGUGUAUUUAAAUAGUUUUUAAAAAAGUUUCAUAUAAUGAGUAAGUAGGUAUCAGUGCUGAUUCUGUUUUACACAAUUAUAAUAUGACAUGAUUAAAAAAAAUUCUUUAUAUUCAAGGCCAGUAAGAUAUUGAAUGCUUGACCAUGUCGAUAUACGACAAUACCAGUCGAGUCGACGGUAUUUAAAAACCACUAUUUAUUCAUGAAAUUAUUUGUAUAUCAUCAUCAUAUUAUGUAUCAUAUAUUUCAUAUAUAUAUAUUUAUAUAUUAAUUUAACUAAUUUUAUGUUACAAUCACGAAUGAAAAUGGUGCAUUAUCUUUUUAUAUUUUCUCAAUUUAACUCUGAAAUAAGCUGUGAACAUAAGAUCAUUUCAUUUCACCCCUUCGACUGCUUGCUAUAGUAUUCAUAUUGCGGUCUCUUUCUCGUGUGUGGUGUUAGAAAAAGAAGGCAAGUUUUUUCGUCCCGUCAAAUUCGUCUAGAAAUUGUGUACAGCAAAUUCAGUAACCAUUAAAAUGUUUUGUCUUUAAUAUUAAAAUUUCGAAGCCUAUUAAUAUGAAAUAAAUUUGAUAUGUGUAAUUGGCUGUGUUAGUAUCUAUUAAAGUGUUUGCCUCGUUAUCAUCGUGUCUUAUAAUUAUAUGUACUCGUAAAUGUAAUGUUACUAUGUAGUUAUGCAUGCAAAUUAUAGAAUAUUGAUCUCAGAUUUGUUCCAAUUGAAAAAUCAAAUUGACUUUAUAUAUGAUCGAUAAAAUUUUAUGAUGUUAAUAGUAAAACUAUUUAAGAAUAAUAUAGUUAUUUCUUUAUA
Molecule: messenger RNA, 3518 nt
Organism: Nymphalis io (European peacock)
Lineage: Eukaryota; Metazoa; Arthropoda; Insecta; Lepidoptera; Nymphalidae
Product: NCK-interacting protein with SH3 domain
Exons: 10
Coding region: 289-2148 (619 amino acids)
Biological process (GO): endocytosis
Molecular function (GO): protein binding; Arp2/3 complex binding
Source: RefSeq, a predicted model, not a curated record